GUAUACAACUAGACUACUAGACAAUCGUGCCAUCUAUCAGACUUCAUGUCUACUGAUUCCCUCUUGCGACAUACACAAUGAUGCGACAGGACUUCCACAGAAUUGACCCUAAACGGAGGGCUGUUCUCGACCACAAAAAGAAGCAGUUCGCGGCACCCUCUUUCAAGCAACAGGACUACCCCCACCGUCUCAACUUUUACGAUGUGCCUCCAACGGCAGAGAUCACGCUGGAGGAGUUUGAGCAGUGGGCAAUAGACAGAUUGAAAGUCCUGGCGGAAAUCGAAGCUUGUUCCUAUCGCAAUAAAUCUCCACAAGAGACAGAAGCACAUAUCGCACCGGUUUUGAAGAAAUACCUUAACUUAUCAUCAAAUUCAUCAGCGUCCGGUGGCGUGGUUAACCAACAACUAAAGAAUGAGCGACAAAAGGAUCAUUAUUCGCACUUCAUUCUACGUCUCGCAUUUUCCGCAACCGAAGAAUUGCGUCACCGAUUUGUCCGCGCGGAGACAAUGUUGUUUAAAUUUCGCUUCCAGAAAGACGACAGCAAGGAGAGGCGCGCGUUUAUUGAGAGUCUCAAUCUCAACUGGGAGCCUGUGAGCGAUGAGGAAAAAUCCGAACUUGCCGAGCAAUUGGUUACUUCUACGCCUGGUUUACGACGCGCAGACGAUGAAUCUUGGUUCAAGGUUGAUUGGGAAAAGGUGCCUGAAUUAAUUGAACGUCGAGCGGUGUUUAUUCGAAAAGGCAAGGCAUACGUUCCUCAAAGGGAACAACUAAGUAUGAUUGUCGCAGAUUUCACUGCACGAUUAGAGAAGGCGAUGGAGUUGACAAGCCGUGCAUUGCCUCGGCUGGACGAGGACGACCGUCUAACCCCAAUUCUUAAUCAUCUGUCCAAGAACUUCGGAAGCGCCGAGUCUGUUUACUCCGAAGGUGAAGGUGUCGUCGAUGGCGCGCCCAUCACCGCAGCAUCUAUCGAUCCUCUAUCGCAACACUUCCCGCUAUGUAUGCGAAGCCUGCACAUGACCCUACGGAAGAAUAACCAUUUGAAACACUUUGGUCGUCUGCAAUACUCCCUCUUUCUCAAGGGGAUUGGCCUAAGCCUUGAUGAGUGCAUACUAUUCUGGCGUCAGUCCUUCAAGGGGUUUUCCGAUGAUGAGUUCAACUCCAAGUAUAAAUACAAUAUUCGUCACGUUUAUGGGGAUGUUGGAGGUGACGCCAAUCGCCGUGGUCGAGGUUAUCCGCCAUACUCGUGUCAAAAGAUUCUUUCAGAGAGUGCCCCGAGCACUGGUCAAACUCAUGGAUGCCCAUACCGACAUUUCUCUGUUGACAAUCUUACUGCUUUGCUUCAAUCAACCGGCGUCCACGAUAAAGACCUCUUACGCGGCGUGCGGGAAGACGUUGAGAAACAGAGAUAUCAUAUCGCUUGCAACCGAGUAUUCGAAUGGACACACAAGGCCGACAUCAAACGAGUGAAAGAGGAUGGCUCGUGGAAUCAAGCCGACUUGGAUACCAUUGUUCAUCCGAACACGUAUUUCAAGCGGAGUUAUCUUUUGAAGACUUCGGGGAAGCCGUCUAAGGAGACCGCUUGAUCAACCAACCUUCGUAUAUAACUGCAUGAAAACAGGGCGUAAUGGAUUCGACGGGCAGGACUCUAUUUGUAAGAACUGAAGGAUGUAUAUUCAAUUCUUGAUUCUGGUAACGAGAUAAUGUGACUAUUCUUGACGUAU
This is a messenger RNA of Talaromyces stipitatus ATCC 10500, 1721 nucleotides long. Its product is annotated as DNA primase large subunit. The transcript has 3 exons. Gene Ontology annotation, cellular component: alpha DNA polymerase:primase complex. Bases 78 to 1583 code for a protein of 501 amino acids. The record is from RefSeq and is a predicted model, not a curated record. NCBI's taxonomy places the organism in Eukaryota, Fungi, Ascomycota, Eurotiomycetes, Eurotiales, Trichocomaceae. Gene Ontology annotation, biological process: DNA replication, synthesis of primer.